AUGAAGCCCAUCCAGUUCGUCCUUUCGCUCCUUGUUGCCGCAAAGCUGGUAACGACUAGCACCGCUGGCUACGAGUGGCAUCCGGAGGCCGAUGUUGAAGUCCCCGGCGACGACAAGGUCGUUGUCCACCCCCAACACGCGUUGCGACGCGCGCAAACCACGUUGGACUUGGGGUCCGAGUCUGGUAGUCUGGAUGGUACUACCGACGCAACGUCGACGACUGAAACGGAGCUACCUACGACGAUCAUGGUGCUACUGCCUGACAACCUUGCUCCAAGCUACUCUGGCUCGGGCAGUGUCAUGUUCUUCGAUGGAGCCAUAGGAGAAAAGGACAAGAGCGAGAGCAAGUCGGCAAGCUCGGACGCUACUGGUGACGAGGCAUCCAGCGCAGCGUCGGUCGAGAUGAUGACAGUGCUGACCGCGUUUACGAUGGUACUUGCAGUUGCCGCGCUGUAA
Hyaloperonospora brassicae is the source of this 456-nucleotide messenger RNA. Lineage: Eukaryota; Oomycota; Peronosporomycetes; Peronosporales; Peronosporaceae. The record is from the annotation of a GenBank genome assembly.